AUGCAAUACUGCUUACUCUUAGAAAUGAGUUUUCUGGAUAUAUGCAGUGGCUGGCAUUUGGAAUCGAACAUGUUAAGUCUGGUAAACAUUCUCUUAGAGAAGUGUUAGUUGAAUGGAUUGCAAAGGAUAGUCUUCCAUUUAUUACCAUCGAAUCAGAAAGCUUUUCUAAGUUAUUUGAAAUAAUUAGAAAUAUCAAAGACCUUACUAAAAAGCAUGUUAGAAAAUAA
This is a messenger RNA of Racocetra persica, 227 nucleotides long. NCBI's taxonomy places the organism in Eukaryota, Fungi, Glomeromycota, Glomeromycetes, Diversisporales, Gigasporaceae. The record is from the annotation of a GenBank genome assembly.